Molecule: messenger RNA, 5921 nt
Organism: Varroa destructor (honeybee mite)
Lineage: Eukaryota; Metazoa; Arthropoda; Arachnida; Mesostigmata; Varroidae
Gene: TBC1D23
Product: TBC1 domain family member 23
Biological process (GO): retrograde transport, endosome to Golgi
Cellular component (GO): trans-Golgi network
Source: RefSeq, a predicted model, not a curated record
CUUUUGUAAGAACUCAGUGUUACUAUCCCCCUCCCGCCCCCCGUAAAAACUAAUGCCGCCCCUAGCACGGUGGGUGAAAGAAUUGCCUUUUCAUAUUUCGAUUAGCGCGGCGAUGGAAGCAUUGCGCCAACUUGCACGGCCGCCGUAACGCAGACUUUGUCCCAAGUACGCUGUCGUUCAAUGUGGCCAUUCUGUUCCGCGAUGCUUGAAUCCGCAGACGAUGUAUAUGAAAAGCUCGUAUCGACAACAUUCUCAGUAAGCGCAAAAUUCUAGAAAAGUCGCAAGUACGGACGAGUAAAUUAAUUGAUUAGUAAAUUCUUUUAUCUUAAACCUGAAGAACUCAUCACCAGUAUAAAAACAGAUCAUGACACGGCGGUUUACCUGGAAGUGUUGGAAUACUCACGAAUGGUCUUUUGGUGUUGCAUGCCGACAUCUGAAAUUUUCUAUAUUACUUUUCAGGACAAUGUGUAAUUUUUGUCUUUACGCUCUUCUUUGCCUUCUGGCUUUUUACGCAUCACAAAGGAAAAGGCUUUUGCUUCAAUUAUUUAUCUUCUACCAAACCGUUUCCAAUAAUUCACCUCUUUUGCGUUCGUUUCAAUCUCACAAGCUGCGAUAAUUAACGAUCGUUAGGGUCGUCUUUCGCUCUCUCACUUGCUUGCUGUUCCUUUACCUAUGGAUCCCUUUCGCUGCCCUCACAUUUUACGCGCGUGCCCUUGUCAGUUCGCGUACGGCGGCUCAGACACGGCAGCGCCAUCUGACGGCAACGCAAGCGGAAAUUUUGUUAGGUGCCUGGCUAAUUUACUCAUCUGCUGCCACCGCGGCGACAAGUGUUAGCAGCGAACGAUUCGUCGCGGCGCAGAGACAGAGAGCUCAUUGUAGUUGUUAUCGACGCCGGCUACUUGCACUAGUAGGUCUAUUCAUGUCAUGUUACUAGCGACGAGCGCUGAUGAGGGGCAGUGCGCGGCGAUACAGAUACGACUCCUGAAAGGAGUUGGCAGGGAGCUUGCAAGAAGGGGAGAAUGAAAACUGUUUGUAUGAUUCUCACUACUCUAUGUCGAAAUCUAUCAAAUAACGAGGGAAAGACUGUGGAAGAGUAGAGAGCGAAAAAAAAAGAGUCAUUUGACUCAACGUCUUAGGGUUACUUUGCUGGUUUGCAAAGACAUCCUUGGACGGCUCAGUGGUCCCCUCGAUUCUGUGCGCGUGUGAACAAACGAAGUGUCGACGAAGCGUUAGCUAUUGACAGCUUAGUUAACUUCAACAAAACCAGAAACAAAAACAAAAAGACAAUUGAUUAAUUCCACUGAAGACAAAUCCAAACAAGAUUGUGGUUUUAGCAUUCAGCAGUGGUUGGGCUCUACGUUCUUCUAUGUUAUGAAAGAGUUUCUGUGGCAGUGAACUGGGAACAAAAUCGACCACAUCUAAGUCAAGGAUGCGCUUUCGUAAGGAUGUUUACCUCGACCCCAACACUUAUUCAGUCAUCUCGGAUAACAAUUUGAUCUUCUGCAGGGUCCUCGAGCUCGAGAGUGCUCUUGAAGAUGAGGCGUACUUGGAUCAGCGGCGAAUCCGACAGAUCUGCAAACUCCGAACGUUGCCCGACCAUUUGCGCACACAAGUCUGGAAGGUUAGCCUGGGCCUCGAAAAUAGCCGAAAGCAUGAGUCUUCAUGGGAUGAAAUGUACAAUCUUCAAGAGCAAGCGCUCAUCCGCCAGGACUGUCAGAAACUUGUUGAAAAACUAGGAAAUGAGGGAGCGGAGAAACUUUCGGUGUUGUGCGACCUGGAAUCGGUAGUCACGCGCUUCGUCAAACAGAGUAACCUCCGCUACGAGGUCGGUAACGGCUGGAUGGCGCUGCUCGAACCGUUAGUAGCAUUACGUCUCAAUAAGGAGGACCUUUACGGAGCUUUUUAUAACAUGGUGCACCGAUUUGUACCAAGGAGUUGUUUUCAGGACGGAGACGCUCGUUUUGGGAGCGCAGCGUUCCAUCUGAUGCGGUUGUUACUGCAAUAUCACGAUCCUGAGAUCUGCUCAUUUCUGGAAAGUAAGAAGGUCGUUCCCGAACAGUACGCGUGGCGGUGGCUCGCCAGCGUCUUCAGCGAAAGCUGCGACCUCGCCGUAACCCAAUCGAUUUGGGAUAUCUACCUACAAAUAUGUGAUCCAUUCCUCGUUUUCUACCUUGCUCUUGUGCUUCUCGUCAAUCUUAGAGAUCAGAUUCUCGCGUCGAAGACCGAGCCACGCGAAAAAAUUGUCGAAUCGAUUUCGUCAGCACCCUGCGCCCUAAAUGCCGACGACGUCGAAGACUUCUGCCAGCUGGCGCACUUCUACUCGACCAAGACUCCGCCGUCGAUUUAUGCCUCGUUUCGGCAUUCACUCUUCGGCCUGCGGACGCAAUCGUCUAGUUCGGCGUCGCCCGCGACCUCAUCGACUUCGACUCCUGAGCCGGAUCAUCCUACCCGGCCAGCGGGCGUUACCGAGGACGAGGCCAUCUCGGCGAGCCUUGCUCAAGUUCUGUGCCUUCCUGUACCUCCUUCCGAUCUACUGCUCAACGAAGCGCAGCGCAUGAGUCUGCCCUAUAAAUCGCUCGUUCGAUACUUUGUAGUGGAUUGCCGGCCAGCAGAACAGUACAAUGCAGGCCACCUCAAAACAGCGUUUCACCUAGACGCAAGUCUGAUGCUGUCCGAGCCAACAGCAUAUAGUAUUGCUGUACAAGCGCUUUUCACCGCACAGAAACACAUGGUGGAAGCAGGCAAGGCAGGAGAACACAUCUGCUUUAUGGGAAGCGGACGCGAGGAAGAAGAUCAGUACGUAAAUAUGGUAGUCGCAUCGUUCUUACAGAAACAAGUUACUUAUAUCUCGCAGGUGCGCGGUGGAUAUUCUGCCCUGCACGACCUCAUCAGCGAGGAGUCCCAUUUAGACGAGUACCUCACCGAUCACAACCCACAACAAUGCAUCCAGUGCGCCUCAUCAAAUCAUAGCAACAAGUCGGGUUCGAAUCUAAGUACCGACACGGAUGAGUCAAAGGAAAGCACCUCGUUUUUCUCGCGCUUCCGACAGAAAGAAGGACUUUUGGGCAAGUUGAAAUUGAAGCUUUCUUCAGCACAAGAUCUAAAGGAAGAGUUCAAGGGCCUAAUGAUUGGAAAUUCAACUCCAAUUGGUGGACCAAUCAACCCUGAACGGCAUGUGUCUAGCGGCGACAAGCUGGGUAAAAGAUAUCGUGCCGCUGAUUCAAUGUUCACUUCAACUUCGAUUGAUGACGAUGAUCUUCUUGAUGACGGUGGCUGUUUGGGUUCGGACGCAUCCGUGGGAGCUGAAGAAGUGAGCGUAGAAGCUUGGAAGCAUAAAUCCGAUGUAUUAGCUCAUUACGAAUGCGAAGAGCUGCGGCCGGGAGCAAAGACUCUUUGCCCUAACUGUCACCUGCUCAUUUCACGGACACAUUUAUUCGUGCUUCGAGAGCUUUCAUCGAAGAAAAACUUUGCACAUAUUGUAGCAAGACGUCCACUUGUGUCUAUUGUGAAGAUAACCUCGAAAAAGAGCCACCCCGAGCUAAUUACAUUCAAGUACGGAUAUUGUCCGUCACCGAUGGAGGCUGAUGCGGAUGAAGGCGAACCCGGUAAGACAUUUCAGAUUACGGGUAGCGACGUGCUUUUUAUACCGAGAGCAGCGGACGCCAUUAAGCUCGUCAAAAUGCAAGUAAUGCGGCUCAUUGACGAAAUUGAGAAUAGUAAGUAGCUGGAAUGGAACAAGUUGGAAGAAUCGGAACGGAAAAAGAAGAGUGCCAGCUAAGCAACAGUUAUGGCAACAGCCAUGUGGCGUCAACAAUGAUAAGACCAUAAGUAAAAGCAGUGUUCGACCAUAAAAUUGACCAUCAAGUGUUGCUAGAUUAAGCAAUUAUAGAUGAUGAAUUGAUCUAUUUUGUUGAUUGAUGGUAGCCACAGCAAGACAACCAACCAUAGGAAAUUUCAUCUUGAUGGCUUUUGCGUCUCUAGCGAAUUUUCCUGCUGCCUAGCACGGGAUGCAUUUGCUAUCAUGUGUAGUCAAUUGCAAAUUAUAAAGGAUCAGUUUUGAUUAUUUAGGAUCAGUGUAUGAUUUACACGCGCGUUGGUGGAGAAGGAUAGAACGAGUUCAACGACGUUCAUUCUGAGCUGACGGGUCCUCCAUGCAGACGUUCCAACUGACAAACAACUACGACGACUGUGCACACAAAGGGUAUCAUGUUGUUUUUAACUUGUACAGAAUAACUGGUCUGGAGGAAAGCCUAAUUUUGAAGGAAGUUACUUUUUCAGAUUUUGCCCAUUAUACUAAUAAAUGUUAACCUAUUGGCACACAUAGUAUUUGAAUAGUAAUCAAGACUUCGUGGUUCGAAUGGCUUCAGCCAGGUCCACCUCGAAACAAUUAAUCUCUAUCAUGUGCGUUGAACAGAAAUCAAUGGUAAGGUUUAUUACGUUUCUUUCACUACGUUCUCAUCAUAGUCAAUCGCUGACUAUAAUUUUCGAACUUCUACUGCAAGCGACUGGUCCUAACGCAACCGAAAUGACCUUUUUCGUAUAGAGCCGACGCAAAUGAUAUCUUGUCGCUUAAUCACCAAGUCACUGGACACGCUUCUUCUUUUUAUUCCCUUUUUGAUACGUUUAUAUACACCAAUAUAUAUAUAUAUAUAUAUUGGUACGAUAAAGCACUAUAUAUAUAUAUAUAUAUAUAGUUUUAUCGUGGCAAUAGAUGUUAAAAGCUAGGUGUACUCUACGUGGCAUACGAGUACAUUUGACGACAUGGUUAAAGUGGUAGUCGUGUCAUUCUGCGUGACAGAGUUAAUAUGACAAUAGUAGAACAAAAUCGAUUCGAGACACAGAAAACGUUAUUUAAGCGACUUUUAUCAACACGAAGAAGAAGGAGAAAGGCUUCGCUCAUGGGUCAACUGCUUUAUCUGAGGGUCUUCCUUCAUAGCUUCGUAGCACUGAAAAAUGAUUCCCGAGAGGGUAAACUUUCAUUUUAAUGCAGAUUACCUCACCUCAUUGUACUUGUAGUACGACUAUAUGCUAAGUAACUUUCACUAGUGAUACUUUUUCUAGCGCUAGACAUUGCUGACCCUAUCCAAAUGACACAAGCCUGUGACAAAAACUCCAACAACCAAGAAGGUAUCACGCAAGGUGAACAGAUCGAAGGCUGGUAUGUUACCAGGAUAUCAGAAGUAGUAGAAAUGAAUUCUUACAUAAGGACGACUGGGGUGAAAUUGUAGACCGGAUGAUGGAGCCGCACAUUUUGUCGUCGUUAGAUUUAUGUUUUUGACAGUUCGACAUGGGUGUUUCAAAUUAUACGUCCAUUAUCAACACUAUCAUUAGCGAUUGUUAUUAUUUCUGCAAAAACUAUUCAUAUUCUUGUUUGUCCACCCACGUGACCCGUACAGCCCAAAACAUAUAUAGAUACAAAAAUUUUCUAUCGGUGUGUAAAAGGAUGAUGAAUGCAUAGAUAUCUAAGUUAAGCGUGUAGGAGUAACGUAGCACUUCGGGCCUUGGCGCUUCUCAAAGGAACGAACGAAACGCUACAACGAAUCGAUAAUGCGUAAUCCGGCAGAAGCAGAACGAAUAUCGGUAGUACACGCGACGACCUGUGAUUUUCAGACUCAUUUUUUUUCUUUCGAAGUUAUUCUAGGUACCUCUCUGCGAGAAAUAAUGUUGGAGAACGAAAAGGCGCCAAUUCUAACAAACAUGAUACAUAUAUAUACAUUCGUUGCGCACAGAUCAUAUUCUUCAGAACAUCUGCCAUUUCAUUCUAUAAAAAGAUCUAACGAAGCGACAGCAGUGGACAGUGGGAACUGCAACAAGGUGACGUAUGACUGCCGUAUGAAUAACCAUCGCUGCAAAUUGUGACACAACGAUACGUAACGGCAAUAUACAAAAACGCGUGAUAAGUAACUGUGCGUGUUUUGGUA